CUUUGAGUUGUUGCCGAGGAAAUAUAAAGUUGAUGAGAUGGAUUUGAGAAUCUCAUGCCAGAUAAUAACACUGUUUGCUUGCGUGUGGACUCUAAACGCAGGGUACAGUCUGGAGGGUUUUAUUGAAAAGGUGACUGCCCUUCUUGGAGAAGAUGUUGUUCUACCUUGUUCCUUCGAGUUUCCCGAAACUGGACCUGUUCCAUAUAUCAUCCAGUGGCACAAACAAGGAAUCAAAAUUCCCAUUUUCAUUUGGUACGAAGGUUAUCCCCCUCAUAUUGGUGAAGGUUAUGACGGACGAGUCUCUCUCACGGAUCGGGCGUCUCUCAAUCUAACCAGCUUACAGGAUCACGAUCAAGGAAUCUACACAUGCGUAGUCAAUUUUUUCGACAGAUCUCCGAACCCAAAAAGGAACGCGAGCUUCGUUCAUCUGUAUGUUCACGCACCACCACAUUUUCGUAUCAAACCACACGAAGUUGUUCAUGUGAGGAUAGGCGAAAAAUUAUCUCUUCCAUGUGACGCUGAUGGAACACCCGACCCUCUUAUUCGCUGGUACAAGGACAACGUACCCGUGACCGAAGGUCUCACAGUAAGAAUCAACCGAGGAACCUUAGAAAUAGCUAAAGUGGAACGAACACAUAUUGGAGACUAUGUGUGUAGGGCACGCAACAGCGAAGGAAGUAUUGCAGCCAAGACGAAGGUUAUAGUUGCUGGUCCAGCGGUUAUCACUGUGCCACCCCGUAAUAUUACAACGCUAGAAGGGGAUAAAGCGGAAUUCAUCUGUGAAGCAAAAGCACUGCCAGCAAACCUUACUCAUCGUUGGUUAUUAAAUGACAAAGAAAUCUUUGAACUGAACUGGCUGGUAACCCGAACGGUUGUCAAGAGGGAUGGGACGCUAUUUAUUAACCCUACAUCAGCAGAGGAUUCGGGACUUUACACCUGCGAAGUGUUUAAUGGAAUUGGUACGCCGGAAAAGGCGUCUUCUUACCUUAGUGUAGAAUAUCCAGCUAGGGUUACUUAUUCCCCGACCAUCCAAUAUCUUCCUCUGGGGUUGUCCGGGAUUAUCCAUUGUUAUGUGCAAGCUAACCCCCCGUUUCUACAUAUCAAAUGGAGUAAAGAUGAUCGUCCGUUUGACCCAAAAGCUCAUUAUGGGGUAAUAAGUCUAAACAAUGGUUCUCUGCAGAUACAGAGGGUGACCCAUGAGCACCAGGGUUGGUAUAUCUGCACUCCAUAUAAUGUAUAUGGUACAGCGGGGCAAUCGAAUAGGAUGGAAGUAUUAGUGCGAGAUCCACCGGUGUUCACUGUGAAGCCUGAAGAGCAGUAUCAGCGACGUGUCAACAGCGAAGUGACUAUGCCUUGUUAUGGUAAAGGACAACCAAAGCCAACAAUAGAGUGGAGGAGGGCGGACAGCAAGAAGCUCUCACGUGACAGAAGCUCUCAGCGUAACGGUAAUCUGACGAUACGGACGCUGAAGAAGGAGGACCAUGGUCGUUACGAGUGUGUUCUUCAGAAUGACAUUGCCACACUCGUCACAAGUACUUUGCUUGUCGUUGAAGGCACAACGCCUCACGCUCCCUUGAACAUUACGAUCAAAACAAGUGCUUUUUCGGCUACCUUGAGCUGGUUGCCUGCUUACGAUGGGAAUUACCCACAGUCCUAUGUCAUCUGGUAUCGAACAGCGGAGCAGGGAGACAGCCCGUGGCGAACUAUGCGCGUCGACCCAGAUGAAGCCACCACUUUUACCAUAUACAACCUUCAGCCAAGCUCGGAGUAUGAGUUUCGAGUCCUUUCCCGUAACACCCUUGGAGAUGGAAUGUACAGUCCCACAGUUACCGCUAAAACCAGCCCUUGGGACUAUCUUGGAGGUGUAUACCCCACUGAUGCUUUUGGAGCAACAUAUAUUCCCACGGUACUAAAACCAUCCGGUCCCAAGCCUUCCCCACCUCGGAAUGUUUCCGUGCAAGAGACAGAUGAUGGCGUUCUUAUAUCUUGGCUUUCUCCACUUAACCAGAAAAUUCCUGUGGCCUUCUAUUACGUUGAGUAUCGUACACAGUCUAAGCCUUGGAAACGUUGGGGACCUAUAAAACACGCUACUUCGUAUUUAGCCAAAGACCUGCCCUCUGGUCAAUACAAGUUUCGCGUGUAUGCAUAUUCGAUCAUGUCAGUAGGACAGCCAAGUCCAGAUGUUUCCCUCAUUAUUUCAGGUGAAAGCUAUGAGUCGACAGAAAGUCGUGCGAUUACUGCUGGAAUUGUUGGAGGUGUUUUGUUCUUCGUAGCAGCCAUAGUUUUGUCAAUAUGUGCAGUAAAGAUAUGUAAUAAAAGGAAACGGAGAAAAGCAGAAAAAGCAUACGUGAUGGUGACAUGCCCUCUUGCAGAAGCUAGGAAUGGAGGACACUCGCAUGGUGGUAGCCCGUCACCAAUUAAAAGCAAUGGAUCAUCAUCCUUCAGACCAAAAAGCAGAAUAUCAGAUUUAAUGAGUAAAGUUAUAUGUUGUAUGUCUACCAGUAAAGCCUAUUUUUUUAACUAAGUCCCAACUCCAACCUGGUUAGGUCACGUUACUCAGAGAGUAACUCUCAAUAAUGGUCAAAGACAGUGGACCGUGUUCUUCAAGGCUGCUGGAUUUCCAAGACAGUUGGAACUUAAAUAAUCUUGGCCUCUGAUCUGAGUUAACUGGACAACUGGAGCGAGGAGAAGGUCCCAUGUGAUGCUCAACUCCUCUCUACAUCAAGAUCACAAGCCAGUCUCUGAAUUGAUGCUAACAGUUGAAAUAGUAUUCACUAUUAUCUUACGUUCGAGUGUCUUGUGUUGGUUACGAAGGUUUUAUUUCCCUGUUCCUAAGCUUCCUUCAGUCUCGCCAGUCAGCCUACUCCUAGUGUAUAUUCCCUCUUUAAUUAUCCUUUCAUGGAACAAUUUCUCGUUACUAUACUCAAUGAGAUCCCAUUAUUUUGGCCUCUACAAAAUCAACUUGUGAAGGUCAAUCAAACAAUUAAAAAAAAACAUAACAACUCAAGACAAAAUACCACCAUUUUAUUCAUAAUGCAGUGCCACAAACAGAAAAGCAACUGACAUGGCACUUCCGUGAAAGAUAAACUUUAGUAUGGUACUUGGAUAAGUGGAUGUCAUGCUUUCAUAAUUGGUCCCUGACUGUUCAUCUUUCCAUCCAAGACCCAUCUACUGUUCCUUAACAUAGACUAUAUUGGUAAGUGGAAGUUCUCUGUACUUAAGUAGAUGUUAAAAUGAGGUCAUCUGGAUAGUCAGUGUUUUCAGACCUACCUCUUCCCGUACAAUAUAUGAAUAAAAGUAAAGCUCACAGUAGGUUAAUAGCUGCCAUUAGUUCCCCUAAAUUUAAGAGAAGAGCUAAAAUAAAUUGAACAACAUCCAAACCUAGAAGAAGAAGACAUUCAGCCAAGUUCAAAUAUUAUUCUAAAUAAUUCUGAUGAUCUGGUUACACUUACAGCAUAUACAUAUACACCAGAGACACGCCUCUAGGGUUAUUAAGCAUCUGCACAGUGAAAUAUUACAAUGAGAAGAAUUCUUCAACGUUGGCGCUUCCGAGUUUUAAAUUAAGAAUUUGGAAUAAACUGCUCAGUUCUCGCCAACCUCACUGUCAGGAGAGAAAGAUACACGGUCAUCUUCACUUUCUUCCAGAUUCGAAUGAAUAGGUUUCAUUGAAGCAUUCUCGAGAUAUAUUGCUCACUCAUUUUCUAAAAGAAAAAGUUAUAAUUAUCGAUCGUAGACUUCCUCAGCCUCGGAUGAAUAUCACAAGUGGAAAUUCAGAGCGGAGCGGUUAAGCUUCAUUUGUCUCUUUCAUUCUCAUGAAGAUAGUCUACCAGGAGAAGUUGAGAUAGUAAAAGCAUCAACGGUUAUGCUAGCAGGAACGUUUCAGCAGUAUAGUCCUCAACCCAACCUUGUACAGUUCUGGGAUACUACAAAUACAUCAAGAUAAACCCGUAAUAUCAAUGAUCUACGUAAUAUUAAAAUUUCUAAGCUUCUUUAUAUAUCAAUAGGCAAGAAUUAUGAGUUUGACAAAGUUUUGUCACUUGGGUCAGGGGUCCUAAGUCGAAUUAAAACCUUUCGUGAACCCAGUCGUACACAUAUAUUCCAUCAAUGCGUGAAAACUUGGAACAUGGGCUUAAUAAUAAUGAAAUAUAUCUCAAAUCAUAUCUUACUUAUUGUGACAAAGAAACGCAUUUUUCUACUUUGAAGAAAGAAGCCCUGUGGUUUCAGCGAAGAAAUGAAUAUGAAUGACUAAUGUCUGACAAUCUAGAAAGUGUAUACCAAUAUAUUUAAAACAUAUAAAUACAACUUAUAAGUUAUUCAUUUGUGGAUGAAUCAAACCAUCCAAUAUUUUUAAUUCAGAAACACUGGUUAUAUUUGAUAGCCCUAAUUAUUUGGCUAAAAUUAUAAUACAUUUAACUAGACACGACAUGUUUGUGGUUAAAAAAAAACAGAACAUUGACUCAUUACUGACAAGAAAAUAUAAAGUUUUCCAAAAUGAAAAAUAAGAUAAGAAAUAACGCAUUGGAUUUUCUUAUAACAGCAUUAAUGACUGUUGUGUCGUUUUUAUUUUUUUUGUAGCAACAUCAGUUUUUCUAGUUGUAGCUCAUUUUUGUUUGGAUGAUGUGAAUGUUUUACAUUCCAGGUAGAUAAUUAUUUCUUCGUCUUGCCAUCCUGCCAUCUUGCCAUCUCUACUGGCGUGUAAUGUACUUAAGUGAUAUGAUAUAUAUCGUUAUUUGUACCGAUAAUGUAAUGUGAAAUAGCAUUAACUUAAUUUUUCAUUUUUUUUAUUCCAAGUAGCUUCAACCGGACACAAUACAUGUUAUUUUAAGUUAAAAAGUCUAGUCCUGUGUCUAAACAUUAUACACAAAGUAAUUCUAUUCACUCUCAAUGCUUCUAAACGAUUAGCUUCAUUUUUUCCUCUUAAAAUCGUCACUUAGAUUCUAAAAUGUCCAACAGCGGUAGAGAUUCAUAAAUAACCUAAGAUGAAAUACAAUCCAAAUCAUUUAUUGAAGAUGUUAUAUUAAAAGAACAGAGCAGAAUCUUACUAGUGAAACCACAAAUGAUUAUUGAAAUACAUCUUUUGGGCAUAACAACAGUAUAAAGUGUACAUUAUGGUAUGAGUGAAGUAUCUGAAGUAUUCACAGAUUUUCGUGUGUUUUCGUGUACGAAUGAAGUAUUUGAAGUAUUCACAGAUUUUCGUGUACGAGUGAAGUAUCUGAAGUAUUCACAGAUUUUCGUGUGUUUUCGUGUACGAGUGAAGUAUCUGAAGUAUUCACAGAUUUUCGUGUGUUUUCGUGUACGAGUGAAAUAUCUGAAGUAUUCACAGAUUUUCGUGUGUUUUCGUGUACGAGUGAAAUAUCUGAUGUAUUCACAGAUUUUCGUGUGUUUUCGUGUACGAGUGAAGUAUUUGAAGUAUUCACAGAUUUUCGUGUGUUUUCGUGUACGAGUGAAGUAUCUGAAGUAUUCACAGAUUUUCGUGUGUUUUCGUGUACGAGUGAAAUGUCUGAAGUAUUUACAGAUUUUCGUGUGUUUUCGUGUACGAGUGAAGUAUCUGAAGUAUUCACAGAUUUUCGUGUGUUUUCGUGUACGAGUGAAGUAUCUGAAGUAUUCACAGAUUUUCGUGUGUUAGUGAAAACUGAAGAAAUGGAAAUCAGUGAACAACUAAAAAUAACACAAAAUUGGCAAAUUUUGAUACUUUUUUUAUUACUUUUACUAUAAAUUAACUUGAUAUUGUAUUUUAGAAAACGAGUGUUUGUUCGAGAUAUGGCAUUUUUAUAUGAAGGAUUUUAUACUUUUCCAAUCACUCAAAGGUAAGACAUUCUCUGAAACUUUUAAUUGAAUGUGCGGAUGAAAUCCAAGUGAAAAAUUAUCUUUCAGCAAUAUUUUUCGUCAAAUGCUAUAUUUAUAGUAUACCUAAUUCAUUAAUAUUUAUAUCUUGAUGAAUAACCAGGAAUUCAGAUUUCAAUGUUUGAUAUGGUAGUAUUUUUGCCAUAUGCGUCUCAUCGAAUA
Molecule: messenger RNA, 6006 nt
Organism: Limulus polyphemus (Atlantic horseshoe crab)
Lineage: Eukaryota; Metazoa; Arthropoda; Merostomata; Xiphosura; Limulidae
Product: protein turtle-like
Exons: 16
Coding region: 38-2524 (828 amino acids)
Cellular component (GO): neuron projection
Molecular function (GO): protein binding
Source: RefSeq, a predicted model, not a curated record